Molecule: messenger RNA, 5375 nt
Organism: Triplophysa rosa
Lineage: Eukaryota; Metazoa; Chordata; Actinopteri; Cypriniformes; Nemacheilidae
Product: katanin-interacting protein
Exons: 26
Coding region: 53-4858 (1601 amino acids)
Source: RefSeq, a predicted model, not a curated record
UGAGCGCAACAACACAGAGAGACUGGAGCAGAAGAGCGAUUUGAGCACAGAAAUGUCAUGGACUGAGCUCAGGAGGAGCAGGGGAGGAAAACGCUCCUCCACCGAGGAGAAACUGGAUGAAUAUUUAAUCAGCCUGCAGCAGAAAAACAGGGCUCUGAGGCGGCUGCAGAAGAAAGACCCCCGGCGGGAGGAGCUGGAGCUCCUGGAGCAGGGCUUUAACCUCUACAUCAACGGCGCUCACGUGAGCAGCUCCAGCAGAAGAACCGUUCGGCCCACCGCAGCGCCCCCUCCAAACACACACAGAAGCACACAGACCGCAGAUUCCUCCAGAUUGAGCGGAGAGAAGUGCGAGUCAGAUCCACAGAAACAACGGAGUCACACGGCACCUGAGAAAACACACAGACGACAAUGGUUGCAGGAAUCAAUGUACAUCUGCACUGAGACUGGAAAUAAAGUGAAGAUUUCUCCAGAACACAAAUAUUCAGAUGACUUUGAGCCGUUUGAGAGUGUGGAUAUGGAGGUGAGCACCUGCACGAUUCCAGAUGUGUUUUACAUGUUUAAUGAUAACUGUGUUUCUCGGUGUCAGUCUCCUCAUGAAAGACGCUCAAUCGGUCUGAAGUCACACAGUGAACCAGAGACUGUCGACAGAGUUCUUCUGAAUCCUGACCAGGUCAAAGCGUUACGGAGAAGCCUGGAGGUGAGCGUCGGCCGAAGCGGCCGGGACUCGGCCGGAGAAGAGUCAGAGGAGGAAUGGAUCGAGGAACAGCUCGAACGAGAAGAGAGCAGUGACAGCCUCCCUGAGAUCACACUCCCCGUCCAACCCACAAAUCAGCCAAUCAACAAACAGCUCAGUUACGGCGACCUCAUCAUGCUGGAGUUUAGUCGCUCGACUCAAGGUGAGCGUUCUCUCUCGGCUAAAAGAAAAGAAAACGUUGAGUCGUACAUCCCUACCAAAGCCGCCCCUGUGAGGAGACAGACAGAGAGAGCGUCUGAGACGCCACACGACACGUCACGGUCAUGGCGUCGUAUAGAGCGCCCCCUGUCUGCGGCUCGUAAAGUGCAGGAGGAGAGAGAUUCAGAAGAGACGGCCGGCAGUGUGUUUCAGGCCCUGCGGAGAGAAAACACACACACGCAGGGAGACAGCAGACCACGUCAUCACACAACGGAGCAGGAUGAGGACGAUGAAGAAGAUGAUGAUGAAGGUCAUAAUCAUGUCAUCAGAGCUAUGAAGAGAAUCGCUCUCAUGGAACCCAGACAGCAGAAGUGUUUGUUAAACGCUCUGGAGAGGAUUGAUGUUGAGGAUCAGUCCGGUCUCACUAACGCGCACAUCACCGAUGACAGCAUUACUCUGAGUAACCAGAGAGAAGCAUCCAUUCCACUAACGUCGACCCUUUACGUUACCAUGGAGAUCUUGUCAAACUGGGGUCACCCGAGUCAGGUCGGGCUCACCGAAAUUCAAUUCUUCUGUCCACAAAAUCAAAAACUCUUCGUUUCUCCACACGACCUGGACAUCCGAAACACAGACCAGCCUGGAAAUCUCGCCGCACUCGUCAAUGGAAAAACUAAAACAACAAAAGAGCGUCACAUGUGGACAUGUCCGUUUCACCCGCCCGUCCAGCUGUAUUUCAUCAUCAGGAAUGUGGAUCGCUCUCCAGAUUUCACCAUUUCUAGAAUUAAAAUCUGGAAUUAUAACCGAAGUCUCAGUGAUCUGGACGUGGGGGCUCGUAAUGUGCGUGUGUAUGUAAACAGCACUCUUGUGUUUGAGGGGGAGCUGGAGAAGGGUUGUGGGAAUCACGUCUUUGACUACAGCAACUGUGUUGAACUCCAGGAAUCACAGCCCCCAGAGUGCACCUCUCCAAGCCCUGUGUCGUCAAGACACACCCUGCAAGACCCCCGUAACCAUGACGACAUAUCUCAAGAGUCCAGUGCUGGCCAAUCACAUUCCCCUACAGUAGAAACAAGUCCGGAUCAAGACAACCAAUCAGAAAGAAGCGCCGCUCGACCGGUUAACCCUGUGACCGAAAUGCAGAGAGACUCACUAGAGAGCGACUCGUCCCCUUUGGACCUCACUUUGCUGUCGCAGCGGACAGCGGAGGAGUUUCCAGGACGACAGCUGAAGACCGUGACCACGCAGCCGUCUUCCAGUCAGAUUCCAGAUUGGCUUCAGCCGCUGAAUCGGAGCGUUCCGGACGGAGCUGACGGGGGUCAGGAGCGGGAGCGUCCACCCUGGCUCCAACCUCAGAAUACAGAACCCAAACAAUCAGUGCUUCCCGAUAUAUCCUGCAACCCUGUGCGUGCCUGCAAACAGGCAUCCGGUCACAGGGCAGUCGCGCCCCUCGAUAGGACGACAUCCGCUGAAUUCAGCUCAGACUCAUUGGAUUUAGACCCCGAUUUGGGGUUGAAUUUAGCGGCCAAACAUGAAAGAAAACAGAGUACACAGUUAGAACAAGACUCGCAAGAGAGGCACCAAGAUAUGGAUCUGUGGGAUGAGCAGGUCAUGAGGGCAGAGCGACCCGUCAGUGGCAGAAGAAGUUCUGCAAACAAAAGACAAGUACACUACAGCGGUGACCUCAGCAGUGACAUCACGACAACAGAGAAAAGUGUUCCAGCGUCCGGCCGUAACAGAAGACUGAAGCCUCACUGGUGCGAACCGGACGAUCCCUUAAUGGAAUCAUGGGACUCACUAACCAAAUUUAACCAGUGUCAGCGAGGCCGAAUCUCGAACAUGGCUCUGGAGGGAGAUAUUUUCGAUGAGUUCGUCCAGCGGCAGUCUCGCCCGACACCCGUCGCCACCCGUCGGCCCUCUGCACCUGUUCUGGAUUCUGACCCUGAAGAUGACCCCCGUGACCCCGACGAAGACUUUGAAAUCCCGGUUCUACCUCAAGGACGUCAUCUCGUCAUCAACAUCACAUCUACGUGGGGCGACCGGCACUACGUCGGGCUCAACGGUAUAGAGAUUUUCUCCUCCAGCGGCGAGCCGAUCGCGCCCGUCCACAUCACGGCCGACCCGCCGGAUAUUAACAUUCUCCCGGCCUACGGGAAAGAUCCGCGUGUCAUUACCAACCUAAUAGACGGCGUUCAUCGGACGCAAGACGACAUGCACCUCUGGCUGGCUCCGUUCACCCCUGGAUGCAAACACGUCAUCUCUAUGGAUCUGGGUGUUAAGUGUAGCCUAGCGAUGAUCCGUGUUUGGAAUUACAACAAGUCCAGGAUUCACUCGUUCAGAGGGGCACGAGAGAUAGAGAUUCUUCUGGAAGGACGCUUUAUCUUCAAAGGAGAGAUCGCCAAAGCUUCUGGAACUCUCUCAGGAGCAUUGGAUCAAUUCGGCGACACUAUUCUCUUCACGACCGACGAUGACAUCCUGGAGGCGAUGGCUCAGUUUGACGACACGUUUGGGGGUGACAUGGAUGUGGACGGUCCGGGUGUGGAGGAAGAAGAACUGCAGCGGCCGCGGACGGCUGAUGGUGAAGGAGAAGAGAGGCCCUUCACACGGGCCGGAUUCAGACAGAACAGUUCUCUGAUGAGAGCGGAUCAGAAUCCUGCAGAAGAAUCAUUUGCUGAUACUACAGAGGAGACAUCUGGACUUCAUACAGGCAGCACCCUGCAGCUGAAUCUGGUGAUGUCAUGGGGUGACCCUCACUAUAUAGGUUUGACGGGGUUGGAGAUUGUUGAUAAAGGGGGUGAGAGUAUUCCUGUUGAUGUCUCCAUGGUAACAGCAUCACCCCGUGACCUUAACGAACUCCCUGAAUAUAGCAAUGACCUUCGAACUCUGGACAAGCUGUUUGAUGGGGUGAAUAUCACAGCGGAUGACAAGCACAAGUGGCUGAUACCGUACACAUCUGGUUACGAUCACACACUCACGGUGCGGUUCGAUCAGCCUCGCACGAUCGCUGGACUCAGAAUAUGGAACUACAAUAAAUCUCCCGAAGACUCUUACAGGGGCGUGAAGGUUCUUCGGGUGUUUCUAGAUGGAGUAUGUAUUUCUCCUGUCGAUGGAUUUCUCAUUCGGAAGGGUCCCGGGAACUGUCACUUUGAUUUCGCACAGGAGAUUCUGUUCAUAGAUUAUCUGCAGUCUGACACCAGCGGUGCCGCUCAUAACAGAACAUUAACGGAGACUGACACACACACUCACCGGGCUGGUGUCAGGAGAGAUGAAUUGGCCAGUAUGGAUUAUGAAGCCCCAUUAAUGCCUUGUGGAUUCAUAUUUCAGCUGCAGUUGUUGACCACGUGGGGUGACCCGUACUACAUCGGUCUCAAUGGCCUGGAAUUCUAUGACCAGAAUGACCAGAAGAUUCUACUGAGUGACAACAACAUCGCCGCGUUCCCAGACAGCGUGAAUGUUUUAGAUAACGUGUGUGGUGACGUGCGCACACCUGACAAACUGAUCGAUGGAGUCAGUAACACACAUGAUGGGCGACAUAUGUGGCUCGCUCCUGUGCUGCCCGGACUGGUGAACUGUGUCUAUGUCAUCUUUGACAAGCCCAUGACUGUUUCCAUGAUUAAAUUGUGGAACUAUUCCAAAACACCACAGCGAGGAGUCAAAGAAUUUGGGCUUCUCGUUGACGAUCUGUUGGUGUAUAAUGGGAUUUUGGAGUGCGUGAAGCACGUUUCACAAGGAAUUCUGCCAACGCUGGAUCCUGUUGUGCCGUAUCACACCAUAUUGUUCACAGACAACUUGAACAUCACACACAGAGAGAAGAGCAGAACUAUCAGCAAGCAUGUGGAGGACCAGGAUGUGAAAUUGACCAAUGAAAAUCAAAUCAUUCACCAGCACAAGAAGAAACAAACAGCUGACCCAGCUCUGCGGCCCAAAACCUGCAUGACCGACGCACGAAAACAUGGAAAGCGGCGAUACUAAAAGAACCUGACAAACGGACGCUGCACAGAUCGCAAAAGAUUUUAAAUCUUUUUCUUUUCUCCCUUUGAGAAUUUUUAAGGAGAUUCAGUGACCUCAACACACACACACUCCAGUUCGUAUGUAAGUUUUGUAUGAUAUUUCUGUAUAUUUGCUGAUGAUUUUGUUAUGUUUUCGAGUCACUAUACAAAACUGGACUAUUUUAAAGUGUCCUUUUACUCGCAUGAUUUCAGUUUAAAGGGAGAAAAUACCAUGCACAGUAAUAAUCUUCUUUCAAUAAUAAUAUUUCAUGACACAUAAUACUGGUUAUAAUGGUUUACAUUUGUGUUUUGUACAGCCACUUCUAAAUAUUUUAAAUAGACAUCAUCAUAACAUAUUAACAAUAUUUAAACGGUUAUGUUUCCUUUGCCAGUUUAAUUCAAGACACUACGUAUUCCAAAUAUUAUGCAACUACUGCCAAUUUACCUUUAAAGCAACUGUAAUUAUUCUUAAAUAAAUAUCAAAUAUCCUUUUAAAAUGG